Molecule: messenger RNA, 984 nt
Organism: Rana temporaria (common frog)
Lineage: Eukaryota; Metazoa; Chordata; Amphibia; Anura; Ranidae
Product: chemokine-like receptor 1
Biological process (GO): inflammatory response; positive regulation of cytosolic calcium ion concentration; phospholipase C-activating G protein-coupled receptor signaling pathway
Cellular component (GO): plasma membrane
Molecular function (GO): complement receptor activity; N-formyl peptide receptor activity
Source: RefSeq, a predicted model, not a curated record
UCUGGAAGUAUGGGGACCAACACUACUAAGGAAACUAAUGCAAUGUUUAAAAUACUUAAUGUUUCAUGCAUUAUGGUUUUAUCUGGGAUCUGUUUGCUGGGAAUCACUGGAAAUGGUCUGGUCAUCUGGUUUGUUGUCUUCAGGAUGAAGAAGACGGUCAACUCUGUUUGGUUUCUAAGUUUAGCUUUUGCCGAUUUUACCUUCUGCCUUUUCCUACCCUUAACUAUCACUCACUUUGCCCUUGACGGUCACUGGCCAUUUGGAAGCUUCAUGUGCAAGCUUAACUAUUUUGUAUUAUAUCUCAAUCUGUCUGCCAGUGUCCUACAACUCACCAUCAUCAGCAUUGAUCGCUGUAUCUCCGUAGUCUUCCCUGUCUGGUGUCGGAACCAUCGCACCGUGAGAUUGGCUGUGAAAGUCGUUCUUGUACUUUGGAUUAUAUCUCUUCUACUCAAUGUAGCUUACUUUACAAAUACACACAUAUAUGAUGCAAAUGAUAAAUUUGUGUAUUGUUUUGAAGAUUGGGUAAUGGACAAAGUACAAAUUAUAAUAAGAUUUAUUGUUCUGUUUGUUAUCGCUUUCACUAUCAUUAUCUUUUGUUACACUGUCAUCUUUUUGCGUAUUCAAAGAAACCGCAGAGCAACAUUUACCAAACCUUUCAAAGUGAUUGCUGCCGUCAUCAUUUCCUUCUUUAUUUGCUGGUUUCCUUACCAUGUAUUUUCUAUCAUGGGUUCAUACGGAAGCAACACAUUGCAAUAUAAUUACUGGUUUGUAAUUGCUAUAGGCAGACAUGUAACAUGUUUGGCUUAUUCAAACAGCUGUGUGAACCCUCUUCUCUACGUCUUCAUUGGCCAAGACUUCAAGCAAAAAUUCUGGAGUGCCAUUAAAUCAGCAUUUGAGAGAACUUUUAUCGAAGAUGCCAACAUGACAGAUCCAAAUCCAAAUAGACACCGGUUUUUAACUGAUUACGCAAUGAGCCAAAUGUGA